AAAACGGAUGUAUGUUUGGAGCAACAGUCACAGAGGAAGGGAAGAUCUUAAGUUUUACGCUGUGUGACAACGGAGAGUUCAUUCCUCUGGAGACUAUUGGAUUAAAAGCGGUAAGAGUGAAAUCAAUGGGCCACUGCUGACCAGGAGUGGUGGGAGCGCUGGCCCACAGCCGUGGAGCGAGUCCAGCUCGGCAGGAGGGCCCCGCUGGGGUAGUCAUGGAGAUGGAGCGGUACCAGUGGGAGAGCUCGGACGCGCCCCCCAACGCCACAAACUGCACCGACGCGCCGGCGGGGGGGGGAGUGUUUCGCGUCCCCAUGGUGACCGAGCGGCUGGUGGUGGUGGUCCUCCUCGGGGUCUUGACCCUGCUCACGGCGCUGGUCAACAUCGGGGUGAUCGCGGCCAUCUGCACGACCAAGAAGCUCCACCUGCCGGCCAACUACCUCAUCUGCUCGCUGGCCGUCACCGACUUCCUGGUGGCCCUCCUGGUGAUGCCCGUCAGCGUGGUCUACAUCACCAUGGAGACGUGGACGCUGGGCCAGGCGGUGUGCGAGGUGUGGCUGAGCGUGGACAUGACCUGCUGCACGUCCUCCAUCCUGCACCUGUGCGUCAUCGCGCUGGACCGCUUCUGGGCCAUCACCAAGGCCAUCGAGUACGCGCGCAAGCGGACGGCGCGGCGGGCCGCCGCCAUGGUGGCGGCGGUGUGGGUCAUCUCCGUCUUCAUCUCCGUGCCGCCCCUGUUCUGGCGCCACCGCCACCAGGCCACCGUGGCCACCCAGUGCAUCAUCGAGCACGACCACGUGGGCUACACCAUCUACUCCACCCUGGGGGCCUUCUACAUCCCCAUGACGCUCAUCCUCAUCCUCUACUACCGCAUCUACAGCGCCGCCAAGACGCUGUACCAGAAGCGCGGCUCCUCGCGCCACCUCAGCAGCCGCAGCACGGACAGCCAGCACUCGCUGGGCCAGUGCCGCGUGGUGCACACCCUCUGCGUGUCCGACCUGUCCACGUCGGACCCCGCCAUGGAGUUCGACCGCUUCAACGUCACCAUCCGCAUCCCGUCCUUCGAGACCGACCUGGACGCGGCGGGCGAGAGGAACCAGAUCUGCACCCUGCGGGAGCGGAAGGCGGCCCGGAUCCUGGGGCUCAUCCUCGGGGCCUUCAUCCUCUGCUGGCUGCCCUUCUUCGUCAAGGAGGUCCUGGUGGGCCUGGGGCUGCUCAGCCCCUCCCGUCAGGUCUCGGACUUCCUCACCUGGCUGGGCUACAUCAACUCACUCAUCAACCCUCUUCUUUACACCAGCUUCAACGAAGACUUUAAGCUGGCUUUUAAGAAGCUGGUCAGGCGUAAAGGGCACGCAUAAGGCGUUUUGCAGACGUCUGUAGCAGUUAGCUGAUAGAGUAAAGGCUUUGAUUACAGGCUCGUAUCCCAGGGAGUAAGCGCAGAUUUUUUGCAGAUGCAAAUUAUGAUGUUUGUUUUUCAAAAAGUAUGCCUUCGUUGUUCUACGACUGCACUGAAUGAAGGGAUUUACAUAAUGGCAACAUGUGCUGCACCCUAGAAGGCACAUUUAGCUUUGCUCUGUAAAAUGACAUUCUGGACACUGUUGGAUAUAAAACAAUUUCCUUAGAGUGGGUGGUGUGGGACCUAAUUUUGUUUGUAAUGAAGCUCACAGAUGCAAGAGAGCAUAAUUGUGUCCGAAGAUGCAAUGUACGACUAAACAAACUACACACCAAUGUUUUGGCUUACACCAAGACUCUAUUGUCAUUACAGGAGAUUUUAUAUUAAAACAUGUACAAAAGAAGUCUGAAUCACCUAAGUAUGAUAAAUGAGUCCAAUAACUAGUGAAUGGAAGGCGGUCACAGCCUGCCAGAC
This is a messenger RNA of Sardina pilchardus (European sardine), 1867 nucleotides long. RefSeq names its product 5-hydroxytryptamine receptor 1E. The record is from RefSeq and is a predicted model, not a curated record. Gene Ontology annotation, molecular function: neurotransmitter receptor activity; G protein-coupled serotonin receptor activity. The transcript is spliced from 2 exons. Gene Ontology annotation, cellular component: dendrite; plasma membrane. Gene Ontology annotation, biological process: G protein-coupled receptor signaling pathway, coupled to cyclic nucleotide second messenger; adenylate cyclase-inhibiting serotonin receptor signaling pathway; chemical synaptic transmission. Lineage: Eukaryota; Metazoa; Chordata; Actinopteri; Clupeiformes; Clupeidae. Bases 216 to 1358 code for a protein of 380 amino acids.